CAAGGUUAGAAUUCAUUAUACAAGUAAAGAAAUGCGUAAUGUUAGGUUGAAAGGAGAGGGUAAGAGGGGUGGGGAGUUUGUAACUUCUGAAAUCAUUUACUGUAAUUUGAACUAGUCCCCUGCGAGCAGCGUGACGAAGUAUUUGUGUGAUUGCGUAUCGCGGGACUCGGGUCGUUGGAAAGGAACCUUUUGUAAAAGAAAAUAUCAGUAAGUGUUAAACUUUUUAAUCAUAUUUGCAAUCGAAUAUCAUGAAAAAGUAUACAAUAAAGUUUCGAUACUGCCAGCAGUACGAAACUUGGAAGGUGUUUAAAAUAUUACUGGUUAAAAAAGAAUAAAGGAGUUUAUAUUGCAUACGACAGCAAAAUGUUCGUACAUAUAAAAGAACAAACAAUUUAAACGCAUCACUAGCAGUCAUUGACCGUUGAAAAUGUUCAAACGGUCGAGAAGUUUAGUUAUCGAUUGAUAAACUUCGAAAAUUGGAAUUACGUUAUCGAUACGAUAGACGGUUAAGGUACAACAGAAAUGUUUAAAACGAAGACGCGAGUACAUAGAAAGUAGGUAACCAGUUUAGAAUGAUAUUCGAUUGUAAAUGUUUGCAAUUUUAAAAUAAUUAUAUUUUAAGAAUUACUUUCCUCUAUAUAGAUCACGUUUCGCGCAUUGUCAUUCGAACCUUGGAGACAUGCACGAUUACCAAGGUACGUACAAAAUAAUCGAUGCAAUAUUCGCGAUCGAGCGUAAAAGUGCAAAAUUUACGAUUAAUUAAACCUUCAAAAAUUCAUCGAUAUUCAAGCAGCUAUGUUAAUUACUUCUAUCGGUGAUAAUUACAUGAUAAUUUAUUCGUACCAAGUUUACCAGCGAAAACGUAUACUUGAUCAUUUAUGUUAUUUACCUAAAAUUGUAUUAGUCUCAAGGCACUAGAAAAAGAAACAGUAAAAAAUUCAUUUAUAUUUAAGUAAAUUAUUUGAGAUCAACUAGGAAUGUAUCAUCAUAUUUUUGCACUUGAAGUUAAUUCGUUGGCAUUGACACUUUUCUUUCGGCAGAUAAUGCGUGCACGUGCACCGCUAUCAUUGUAUUGUGAAAUACAACUUCGAUUCAGUGUUUAUACAUUUGCAGCUCCAGACUGUCGAUAUGAUGCAAUAUGAUAAGUGAAAUCUUCAUACAGGAAACACUUUUCCCGUCCUUCCAGAAAAACGAUACCGUUUAUAUAAAUAAAUUACAAUUUAUUAGAUAAACUUUGCGUGAAAUUAAAUAUCGAAAAUGCAUACCGCAUUUUAUAGUCUUUUUGUAGGGCCGACCCUGGGCCUAGAUAGACUGGACAGCCGCCUAGGGCCCUCCAAGGUCCAGGGCCCCCAUAAAACGAUUUUGCGUCUAAGAAUGCAAGAAGAGUAAUGUUUAUUUGAAUAUUAAUCGUUGUAAAUGCAAAUCUAAAUUAAUUAUACAAGUUUUAAUGUUAAUUUUAUAAAUUUUAUUUGAGGUACUUUUUUUGAAUGUCAUAUAUGUGAGGGGGCCCUUUUUCGAAACUCGCCUCGAACCCCCGAAAUCUCAGGGCCAGCCCUGUCUUUUUGUGUGUUUUUCUUCUUUGUAAUCAUAAGAGGGAAAGCUAAUUAAAAUAUAAGUAUACUUGUGUAUUCCGAAUGUAAGCUUUCAGGUCGUUCACACUACUCAAAUGAAAUUGUCUCGCUGACGUUAAAGAAUGAAAAUACAUCUACUCCGUAAUUGCGUCACAAGAUUUAUAAACUUCGUCAACCUGUUAUUUCGUGCAGUAGCAUUAAACCGAAGGCAACGCAACCGUGUUACGGUCAGCCAGUAGUGUCUAUAGUCUAGUGUCAUUUACCGUUCAGACAUCGUGUCAGUGACACGUGUUGUACAAAGCAUGGCGUUAGAUAGUCAUGCUGCCGUACUCACGGAUGCUGAUCGUUCGCAUCAAACGACUUCGGAUAAUCGUGAUGAAAGAUCGACACCAGGUGGAUGGACUGUUAUCUUAGUCCUAGCAGGUGUUACAUGUUGUCUAGGUUCAGCUGUACCAGCAGGAUUCAACAUAGGCGUAUUAAACAAUGCAGCCCACUUGGUAGAAUCAUUUUGUAACGAAAGUAUUAAGGAAAGAUAUGACGUGGAUGUUUCUCAAAAUAAUCUAAAAAUAAUCUGGUCAACCGUUGUUUCAAUUUUUCUUAUCGGUGGUGCAAUUGGUUCAUUUCUUGGUAGUUGGUUAGCAGACAGAUAUGGAAGGAAAAGAGCACUAUGUAUUGGAAACGUAUUUGGCAUUGUAGGAGCUGUGAUGUUUUUUUUAAUAAAAAAGUUAAACUCGAUUGAACUUUUAUUAGCAGGUCGAUUAGUUGUAGGUUUUUCUGCAGGUUUUGCAACGUGUGUUGUACCAACGUAUAUGGCAGAAAUUGCCCCCCUUAGGUUGAGAGGUGCUGUUGGAGUUUUAUGUCAGCUAGGGAUUACAUGUGGUGUAUUUCUAGGCCAAAUUGCAGGACUCCAUUCGGUUUUAGGAACUGAAAAUUCUUGGCAUUACAUGUUGGGAGCGUUUGUUCCAUUAUGUUUAUAUGCUUUAGCUCUUACAAGUAUUGCUUUACCAGAGAGUCCUAAAUAUUUAUUUAUAAUUAAAGAACAAAAACAAAGAGCUUUAGAUGAACUUAGUAGGAUACGUAAUAUGGAUAUAAUGCUUUUGCAAGUAGAAAUUGCUAAUCUACAGCAGGAAAUGGAAUCGAAGACAACAGCUGAACCUUGGACAAUUAAACGUAUACUGAAAGAUCCAAGUUUAAAGCUCCCUGUAUUUUUAGUUUGUAUGAUACAGUUUGGACAACAGAUGAGUGGUAUAAACGUUGUAUUUUAUUAUUCUAACUCGAUCUUUCUGGAUGCUGGACUUGGCAUCGCAGGAGCACAGUAUGCUACUCUUGGAACUGGAGUAGCUAACAUUGCCAUGGCAUUGAUUUCUGUACCAGUGAUGUCAUCUUUAAACAGAAGAAGCGUCCUACUCGCCAGUAUUUAUUUAUGCUUUGGAUGCCUCUUACUUUUAUGCAUUUCCAUUUUGUUAAGUCAUGUAGGAUCAUAUAUGCCGUUUAUUUGUACGAUAGCCGUAUUGGCUUAUGUGAUAUUUUAUGGUAUUGGUCUUGGUCCAAUACCAUACUUCAUCGCAUCAGAAUUAUUUGAUGUUGGCCCCGGACCAGUUGCUAUGGCACUCGGUAGUAUCUUUAAUUGGGGUGGAAAUUUCAUGGUAGGCAUGAUGUUCCCAACGGUAGAAAGUAUUAUAGGACCGUACACCUUUUUAAUAUUUGCUGGGGCUCUAUUACUUCUUGCACAAAUGGUUAGGAUAUAUUUACCUGAGACCAGAGGAAGAAAUACGACGGACGUAGCGGCAUCGAUAAAUCAAGGCUUCAGUUCUAGACCAAAUUCAAUACCAAAUUCUAUGGCAAAUGCUAUUCUUGCCGCUUAGAAGAAACAAGUGAUAUAUU
This is a messenger RNA of Osmia lignaria (orchard mason bee), 3455 nucleotides long. RefSeq names its product solute carrier family 2, facilitated glucose transporter member 1. The record is from RefSeq and is a predicted model, not a curated record. Gene Ontology annotation, biological process: monosaccharide transmembrane transport. Gene Ontology annotation, molecular function: hexose transmembrane transporter activity. Gene Ontology annotation, cellular component: membrane. NCBI's taxonomy places the organism in Eukaryota, Metazoa, Arthropoda, Insecta, Hymenoptera, Megachilidae.